Rotaria socialis is the source of this 900-nucleotide messenger RNA. NCBI's taxonomy places the organism in Eukaryota, Metazoa, Rotifera, Eurotatoria, Philodinida, Philodinidae. The record is from the annotation of a GenBank genome assembly.
AUGAAUCGACAUGUAAAAAUUCAACAUAAAGCAGCAUAUCACGAAUGGACCAAUCAAUUAGAUCAACUUAAAAAUCUAAUCGUUGAUCUUGGUUUACCAUUAUCUAUAGUUGAACGUGAUGCAUUUAUCAAAUUCAUGAACGUAAUAGACCCAACAUUUGCUAUGACUAGUAGAAGAACACUUAGUCGUACAAUAAUUCCACGUUUAUAUACUGCAACGAAUGAUGAAUUAAAGAAAUGUUGUAAUCAAUCUAAUUUUAUAUCAUUAACUCUUGACAUAUGGACCGAUCGUCGAUUACGCGCUUUCUUUGCAAUGACAGGACAUGCUUUUGUUGAUAAUACAUUAAAAUCGUAUGUAUUAUGCUUUCUUCCUUUACAUGUUCGAUUGGUUACAGAUAAUGCUGCGAAUAAUAUUAAAGCAUUCGAAAAUUUAAUCAUACCAGAUUUUGAACAUUAUUUUAAUAUCGAAGAUGAUGAUAAUGAUGAAAUAGAAAGUGACAUUGAUUUAGAUGGUUUUAGUGAUGACGAUGAUGAUGAUGCUAAAGAAGAGUCAUAUAACCAAGUUAUACAUGGCAAUGCAAUAAAUAUAAUUGAACCAAUUAAACAUAGUUUUGAUAAUAUUGCUGCUAAUAGUGAAUCAUUACGUAUACCACGUUCUGCUCACACUAUUCAAUUGGUAAUCAAUGAUGGCUUAAAGCAGAUUUCAUCGAUUCAGUCUGCUUUAGUAAAAGUAUCAAAAAUAGCAAAAUUAUCACAUACGAGUACUAUUUUUGCAGAGAAACUGGAACAUAUCGGUAGAUCAAUACCUAAAGCUAAUAAAACACGUUGGAAUAGACAAUUUACCCAUGUAAAAAUUUUAAACUCCAAAACGCGUUCUCAUACGCGUCUUAAAUGCGUUUGA